This is a messenger RNA of Mytilinidion resinicola, 1058 nucleotides long. RefSeq lists its product as uncharacterized. NCBI's taxonomy places the organism in Eukaryota, Fungi, Ascomycota, Dothideomycetes, Mytilinidiales, Mytilinidiaceae. The transcript has 3 exons. The record is from RefSeq and is a predicted model, not a curated record. Bases 178 to 873 code for a protein of 231 amino acids.
AUCCGUUCGCUAUCGAUUGGCUUUCUUACAAUAACCAAUAACUAUCGUGGGUUGUUACCACCGAUCAAUCGUUUGGAGCGGAUAGCGCUGUCGCGAGAACCUUCAGCUCAAGCAUUCGACACUGAAAGGAGACAUAAUAUCACCUGAGGUCCGCAGAACGCCUUCGAAGAGCGGCUUAUGGCUCUGUCGCAUCCCAUCGGAAGGGAUGUGGCAUUUAUGAAGAAGCUCAGGGCGUUACUUCUACCUGGUGCGCACGAGUGGGGAGUCAGUGUUUAUCAUCGCCAUGAGGAAGGCCGCAAUCGUUUCAAAUGGCCUAAAGAGUGGAGAGUGUACAGUUUUGACGACAACAAAGGGCAUUCUUUGAACCAAAAGCAUGUUAGGCGCAGGCAAGAUAUGUGGUGGCAAAGAAGGAAACCGAGUGCAAAGACCGACGACCCGUCACGUACUGCUGCAGCAGACUUGCACAGUGGGAAUACCAGCAGACAAAGCUCUUCUGACUCGAUAGUGCCAAGCACUGAUGCCCAUCAAAUCGGCUUCGAUGGUGGAGAUACUGGCCGUGGACAGCACUUGCUGGAACACACACUUGAGGACGACAACGCCUCCCAUCACUCCGAUGCCGGCGAAAGCUUAUGGUACCACAGCGACGAAGGAAGCCAUAGCGGUAGCGUACAAACAUCUGAGGACGACAGCCUCUACCGUGACUCCGUUACUAGCCAAAGUCUAUGGUACGACAGUGACGAAGGCAGCCAUAGCGGUAGCGUAGAUAGUGACUUGAGUAUUCAUGGCUGGGAGCCCUAUGUCGAUCAAGUAGGUUUACAGGGUGAUUGGCAUUUCAUCGAUGCCGACUGGAGUAAUUUCGAUUUCGAGAAUUGAAAUUCUUGUCUGACGCGGAGUUCCCUAUGGAUGCAGCAGGAUUAGAAGGGGGUGAGUGGUUUCCAUGGAUGAUGGAGGACCUCGUCAAACAUUGUAAUAUGCUUUACGCGGCAUUGACUCGAAGCAUGGACCCGACUGUUUCUGAAAGAUCGAUCCUAGUACAGAUUGGGUUCCAGGACAGGACA